AUGGAUAAUUCGGUGGACGAGUGGAGCGCCGAAGAUGUGGGCCUUUGGCUCCAGAAGAAUGGCUUCGAGACAUAUGUGCGUCAGUUUCGCGACGAACACAAAAUCGAUGGCAAGUGUUUGCUUACGUUAACGGAAGACGACCUCCGGAGUCCUCCC
Messenger RNA from Medioppia subpectinata, 156 nucleotides. NCBI's taxonomy places the organism in Eukaryota, Metazoa, Arthropoda, Arachnida, Sarcoptiformes, Oppiidae. The record is from the annotation of a GenBank genome assembly.